Molecule: messenger RNA, 996 nt
Organism: Pediculus humanus corporis (human body louse)
Lineage: Eukaryota; Metazoa; Arthropoda; Insecta; Psocodea; Pediculidae
Product: Palmitoyl-protein thioesterase 1 precursor, putative
Exons: 7
Coding region: 1-996 (331 amino acids)
Biological process (GO): receptor-mediated endocytosis; protein depalmitoylation
Cellular component (GO): lysosome
Molecular function (GO): palmitoyl-(protein) hydrolase activity
Source: RefSeq, a predicted model, not a curated record
AUGAAUUUUUUUAUUAAUAAUUUUAAUUUUUUACGUUGUUUCUUGUUGUUUUUAUGCAUUUUACCUUUCUCUACAGCCAUUUAUCCAAUUGUUCUUUGGCACGGAAUGGGUGACAGUUGUUGUUCGUCUGGUAGUAUGGGAUACAUUGCUGAAUUAAUAAAAAAAGUAUUUCCAAAAGUAAAAAUUCUUUCGCUUAAAUUCGGUCACAAUGAAUUUGAUGAAAAAUAUAAUUCUUAUUUUAUGAAUGUCAAUGAUCAAGUAAAAUUUGCAUGCGAACUUCUGAAAAAUGAUUCGAGAAUGAAAAAUGGUUAUAAUGCGAUAGGAUUUUCUCAAGGAGCACAAUUCCUGAGAGCAGUUGUUCAGAGAUGUCCUGAUCCUCCAAUGAAAAAUUUAAUAUCAGUCGGUGGACAACAUCAGGGAGUUUACGGUUUACCAAAAUGUUCCGAAUCGUUUAGUUUUUGCAAUGAUAUUAGAAAAUUAUUAAAUACUUUAGCUUACACUGAUUAUGUUCAAAAAAGUUUAGUUCAAGCUCAAUAUUGGCAUGAUCCACUCAAUGAAGAUCUUUACAGGCAUCAUUCAACGUUUAUAGCCGAUAUAAAUAAUGAAAAGGAUUUCAUUAAUGAAACCUACAUAGAAAAUUUAAACAAAUUAGAAAGAUUGAUUUUAGUUUUAUUCGAAAGAGAUAGUUUGGUGACUCCGAAAGAAUCAUCAUGGUUUGGAUUUUAUUCUCCAGGACAAUCACAAAAAGUAAUACCAUUGGACGAAACAAAUCUUUUCAAAAAGAAUUUGAUCGGGUUAAAACAAUUAAUAGAAGCUGAUAAAAUACAUUUUGAAUCUGUCAAUGGAGAUCAUUUACAAUUUUCAUCGGAAUGGUUUAUGAAUCUUGUAAGGGAAUAUUUAUCGGAAGAUAAUCCAACAUUAAACAUAUCUAAAAAUCAUACUUUAUUUUCUCGAAUAAAAUUAAAAAAUAAUACAAAUAAAAAUUAUGAUAAUUAA